This is a messenger RNA of Scutellospora calospora, 423 nucleotides long. The record is from the annotation of a GenBank genome assembly. NCBI's taxonomy places the organism in Eukaryota, Fungi, Glomeromycota, Glomeromycetes, Diversisporales, Gigasporaceae.
AUGCAAAUAUUUACUGAAGAAGAGAAAUAUCAAACUAUUUUAGAAGUUCGUAUAGAAUAUCUUGAAUUAGCUAUGAAUUAUUAUGAAACAAACAAUCUAUUAGAUUUAGCUCCUAAUGAUAUAAUGCAUGGCGAAGAUAUUUUUUCUAAUCCCGUGGCCAAUUAUUUUCAAGAAAAUUCAAAUCAAAAUGAUGAUGAUGAUAUUAUUAAUCCAUCAAGAAAAUCUGAUUAUUCUAUACUUGCAAAACUUGCUAGCAAGUAUCUUGCUAUUCCCACUAUAUUAGUGCCAUCUGAAUGUCUUUUUUCCUCUGCAGGUCUUACUAUUAUGGAAAAAAGAACAAGUCUUAAUUCUCAAUUUGUUGAAUCAAUUCUGCUUCUUAAGUUAGCUCUAAAGAUUUGGCCUGUUUCAUAUAUUUUUAACUAG